CAUCCUUUCUCUUCCUCUCUAGUCCCACAUGCAUUAUCUGUUGAGGCUUUGCUGCUUGUUUUAUUGCACAGUGCACAUUAUAGACUGCCACAGCUGUGGUACAAGUGCAUUUGCCUCAGUGUGGGUGUGUUCUCUUCUGGUGCUCAUGAUAUAGAAUUUGAGGUUAAGGUUAAAGGUUGUUAUUUAGUCUGCAAAUGUUUUCAAGCUAUGUAUGUAUGUGUCUUUGUUCCUCUGGUUCCAACAGCAGCAGACCAAAGUCGAGGCCACAAUUGGCCAGAAAGCCAGCCUGGUGGUCAACCCUUUCCUCGAAGUGACAUAGCGUUUCUUGACUGUUGACCAUCCCCUGUGCCUGCUGGCUUCCAACCAGUGGACUGUGGUUUUUUUGAAAGAGCAUCCACCCCAACAACAGCAUGAGCUCACUGCUGUAAUUAGCCUAAAUCUGAGUUACACAUAUGUGUUUGAUCAAAAGUCCUUCAUAAAGAUAAGACUUUGUUGUGUUUUUUCCAUCGUAUCCACAAAAAAUCCUUUCAUUCCAAAGAAAAACCAAUUUCCAUUGUAUAAACCUAGCAAAUGGUGAAAAUAGAUGCUGAUAAUUUGUAGAUUACUGCCAUGUUCGGCACACUGCUCCUCCUCCUCAAAAGUGUUUUAGGGAUACAGCAAAAACGGCAGAAAUUAUUGCAGAAUCAGAAUACGAUGGGAACAGCCAGACCACAUGUGGAGGUGACUCAUACUGUGAUCGGACGUCUAACUUUAGCCUCAUCUGAAGUUCACCUAAGUCGAGCUACCCUUGGAAAAAGCUGCGGACAAACCUGGAAGUGGAGCCGAUACGACACUACUUUAUGAGACUCUUAAUAAACAAAUAUGACAUGAAGGACGGUGGUCAAAUCAAGCAGUUUAAAUACGUCACAUGACGUAUUUAAACUGCUUGAUCUCUAGAUUAACCAAUAAUGUAAAAAUAAAUGAACAGAUAAAAUGGCGUUUACAGCCCUGUAUCAGUCUAUCAUUCAGUCUAUGUGCGGCUGACUGGUGCUUCAUUGUGAGUUAUUUUUCUUUUGGUCAGAUAAAACAGGAUUCUCAGCACUGAUUAGACCAUUGUCUGCCUGCUUUAGAUGUCAGAUUCUUGCCUGUGAUUGAAAAUUGGACUAACUUCUCUUUAUUGUUUGUCUUCAUCCGUCCUUGUUUGAUCUUCCUCUUCUCUUUCAGGUGAUUUCUUCUUUCCUCUUAUGUCUUGAUAGCCUUUUUACUCAUUCUUUUUUUUUAAGUCUGUGUUGUUUUCUUGUCUUGAAGCACGACUGACAAACAGGCUGACACACGUCUCUCUUCCUCCGUCAGUCUUCUUUUCUUUUUUCAGUAGCUUUCCAUGCCUCUCUUUUCCAAAGACCCAGAUAAAAAUCUUCCGUUUCUUUUCUUCUCCACCUCUCUUUCAUUCGCUGGAGAGGAAAAUGUUUUCCUCCAGGCCCCAUGUACUCCCAGAUCGUGUGGAUAAGGGACACCUGUCGCAGUGCUGUGGCGUUUGUGUGAUCGCAAAGCAGGUCCGGGUGUUUGGGUGAAGAAUGAACUUUAAAGAGUGUAGAAGACAAAGCAGACAGCGCGGCGGCCGUCAGGUUGAAUAGAGCUGUUGGUCUUGUCUGUCUACAAAACACCUUCUUACUGAAGUCCAGGGUGUUGUGACUAGAAGAACCAAGACUCUGUUGUCUGAGGGGUCACUUCAAAUGAAUUUGGCAGGGUGUCAGCGUCCAGUUGGUCUUUCCAGAGGAAAAGCAAAGGUCUGCUACUACAGUGGCUGGUACUACUGCCAGAGCUGCCAUCAGGACAACUCCUUCCUCAUCCCAGCACGCCUGCUGCACAACUGGGACACCAGCAAGCACAAGGUGUCUAAGCAGGCCAAGGAGUUCCUGGAGUUUGUGUACGAGGAGCCCCUGCUGGACGUCCAGCAGCUCAACCCUUGUCUGUACGAGCACUGUGAGCCUCUCAGCACUGUCCUGCGUCUCCGUCAGCAGCUCCAGUCGCUGCGGGCCUACCUGUUCAGCUGCCGGGCAACUGUUGCCGAGGACCUCAGACGAAGGAUCUUCCCCAGGGAAUACCUGCUACAGCACAUUCACCUGUACUCCAUGGCUGACCUGCAGCAGGUGAUCGAUGGCAAACUGGCUCCCUUCCUGUCCAAAGUGAUCAAGUUCGCCAGCUCUCAUGUCUUCAGCUGCAGUUUGUGUCGAGAGAAAGGAUUCAUCUGUGAGCUGUGCCACAACGGACAGGUCAUCUACCCGUUCCAGGAGAGCGCAACCAGGAGGUGUGACGGCUGCGGCGCCGUGUUCCACGCCGAGUGUCGACAGAAAGCUCAGCCGUGUCCUCGCUGCGUUCGCAGAGAACUCCACAAGAGGCCGUCCUCCUUCUGGUCGCCUGAUGACGACAGCCCUGACUGCUUCCACCUGCCCUACCAGGACACCUGAGACAUACACAUACACACACACACACACACACACA
Messenger RNA from Larimichthys crocea (large yellow croaker), 2481 nucleotides. RefSeq names its product pleckstrin homology domain-containing family M member 3. NCBI's taxonomy places the organism in Eukaryota, Metazoa, Chordata, Actinopteri, Sciaenidae. Bases 1713 to 2447 code for a protein of 244 amino acids. The transcript has 6 exons. The record is from RefSeq and is a predicted model, not a curated record.